AUGACAAAACAGAGAACCAAGCCAAACAAAAAAGUUCCAAAGGUCAUUGAUCUUUCUCAAAACGACGAAGGGAAGAAGAGCCUUGAUGAAUUUGAAGUGAAGGACUACGACUAUAAAGAGUUACAGGGAACAGAUGACCCGUUCGAAAGGGAUUUAGAUUUUUUACUUCAAAAGAAAAAAAGUGGAUCUGAUUUAAGAGAGGAAACUUUGGUAGAUAUAGUAGAUAUUGUAGUAAAUGAGUCCCCACAAAUUAAAAGAAAUGGUGGUGGAAGAAAACCCAAAAAAAUGAAGGUGAAAGUCGACGAUAUAACGAAAGAUAUUGAAGAUAUAACGUUUUCAAGUAGCGAGGAAGAAGUAGAAAACAUGUCACCAACUAAGAUCGGUAAGGGCAAGAAAAAAAAGAAUAGUGCAACUGCGAAGAAAAAGGCUGCCCAGGUACUGAAAGAGGAGGAUUCAGUUGAAGACUUAGAUAUUUCGAUUGCAUCAAAGUUUGCCGAAGGAAAUCUUGAAUCUAAUGAAGAUGGAAAGAAAAAGGUCAAUAAAAAGAAGUCAGCUACUGCGUUGAAAGAUACUACAAAUGGGCAAUCUCAAACGGUACUGAAAGACGGGCAACCAGCAACCAAAUCACUUAACAAGAAGAAGUCCAGGAAGCAAUUGAACCCUAAGAAAAAUGGCGCUGAACUCAAAGAGGAAACUCUGGCUGCUGAAGAAGCGGUAAUUACUCCAAAGAGUGUACGUAGAAAAAGGCAGAGUAAAAACACAGAUCAGUCACCUGCAACCAAUGACAUUUCUCCUACAAAGUCUAAUCGCAAAAAAUCUAUCAAAGGAACAAAACUGCUGCUGCCUCUGCCAGAACAGAUUGAAGGAGACCCAGUUACUUCAGAUGUCCAAAUCAAGACAGACAAUAAAUUGGGGACGUACAUUGAUGAUGGAAAACCAAUUACGACUCAGUCAGACCAAAAUGUUUUACUUGGCAAGAAUAAUGAGUUGAUUACUGUAGAAGAGUUGAAAAUGAAGAAAGUUAUAGACCAAGAAUACUCUAUUUACGAUUCAGAGUUGAAUUUGAGUAGAAACCAAAGAAAGCAGAAACUAAACGAACAACUCCAACAGGAACAUCAAUCAAAUUCCGAAUCUCUUUCACCUGAAAGUUCUCCAGAUACGCCUAUAAAGCAAACUGCUUUAGUUGACAGAUUGCCUUACUCAACUCCACGAAAACCCUCUCUCAAUGGUAUCACCAACACUCCGACAAGAGACAUAGUUAAUGGCACACUCAAUGGUUCCAAUAAUAGCUUCUCAAAUACUCCAGAAAAGAAUGAAAAUCCAUUUGCGAUCAAUUUAAGAUCCACCAAGAAGACAAUCUCCAAUGGGAAAUACUCUGAAAAUUUACCUGAGAUACGUCCUACUAAAAUUAUCAUUGGAUUGACCCACAAACAAAUUUUGAACCUUUCCCUUUCAGACGUCAAAAUUAAGGCGAUAACGUCAUCAACUUUGACUGUCAAAUUUGUUGCAAACAUCCUUAAGUUUACUUUGAAGCAUUCACACGAAAUAUUUGAAGAUGUAGAUAUCAGAUCAAAAUUCUUGAGGUUGUGUACCAAUGUUGCAUUAUAUGAAUCGAUUGGAUUCAAAAAGACUUGUAAAGAGUUCGAUGUGGAGGAAUAUUUUGGAAAGUAUUCCGAGAUCACUUUAGAGACUACUGGUACAAAGCUCACUCCGCCAGCUGAAAAUAUCCACCAAAAUCAGUUUGAUUACUCAGUAUUAUCUUUCAUUGGGCAUGUGUUGUUAUGGGCCUAUUCUUUACAGGUUAAAGGUGGAAUAAAUCCUACUCUUGCUGAGAAGUACCCUGACUUGGAACUUGAUCAAGACACAAUCAGAAAACAUUUAGGUGGGGAUCACUUAUGGGAUAGGUUGAGAAGAAGUGAUAGCACGGUUAACACAAAGAGAUGGAAGCAUAUUAAUAAGUUUAGAGAAUCGUUUGGAUUUUAUGAAGAUCAAUUCAUGUUAAUAUUGAGAUUCUUAAAUGUUGACGAUACGAUACCUUAA
Messenger RNA from Dujonia railenensis, 2040 nucleotides. The record is from the annotation of a GenBank genome assembly. Lineage: Eukaryota; Fungi; Ascomycota; Pichiomycetes; Serinales; Debaryomycetaceae.